Zingiber officinale is the source of this 1716-nucleotide messenger RNA. Its product is annotated as cyclin-A3-1-like. Gene Ontology annotation, molecular function: cyclin-dependent protein serine/threonine kinase regulator activity. Gene Ontology annotation, cellular component: cytoplasm; cyclin-dependent protein kinase holoenzyme complex; nucleus. The transcript has 5 exons. The record is from RefSeq and is a predicted model, not a curated record. Lineage: Eukaryota; Viridiplantae; Streptophyta; Magnoliopsida; Zingiberales; Zingiberaceae. Gene Ontology annotation, biological process: mitotic cell cycle phase transition; regulation of cyclin-dependent protein serine/threonine kinase activity. The coding region runs from base 1 to 1497 and encodes 498 amino acids.
AUGGAUCGAUAUUUUCCCUUUUUUGCCUUCGAAAUUUUGAAAAGAGAGAGAAAGAGAGAGAAAGAGAGAGCAAGCGCCAAACAGUUCCCUCCAUUUCCCGACAGCCACUGGCGCGAUCGGAAGAGCAUCGCCCGUUUGAUUGCCAACUUUCCUAUUCCUUCUCCAAAUCCCCACCGCCGCCCGCGUCUGGUUCUGGAUUUCGAACCGCUCCCCAAAAAAUGGCGGACUACGUUUCCCUCUCCGCCUCCUCUCCUGUACAAGUACAACCCCCCAUUCACUUCUCUCGAUCGCCAAGGUCGGAGAAGGGCGAGCGAGGGAGUGCGAUCGUCCAUGGCAGGAAAGGAGAACUGCGCCCCUCGCCUUACUCGGGCUGCCGCCAAGAGAACCGCCCUCGCUCCUGCCUCGAAUCGCCCAGUCAAGAAGAAGAAGCGCGUCGCUCUGGGCGAGCUCACUCCUGCCUCCAAUGCCGUCACCGACCUCACAGCCGUUCUCUCCACUCCGCCCAUUUCCAAGCCCAUACCGAAGCCUGGGAAGAAGGAACAGAAGAAGACUACUCCUGGGCCUGAGGUCCAUGACCCUCAGCUUUGCGCCGAUUACGCUCCUGAUAUCUACCAGUAUCUCAGAUCUAAGGAGCUUGGGACGAAGAGGAUGCUCGUGGCGAACUACAUGGAGACGGUUCAAAAGGACGUCACGGCCAACAUGAGGGCGAUUUUGGUGGAUUGGCUCGUCGAAGUGGCAGAGGAAUACAAGCUGGUAUCCGAUACAAUUUACCUCGCCGUCUCGUACAUCGAUCGAUUCCUUUCCGUCAAUCCCACAAACCGGCACAGAUUGCAGCUCCUCGGCGUCUCCUCCAUGCUCAUCGCCUCGAAAUACGAAGAGAUAACUCCUCCCAAUGUGGAAGACUUCUGCUACAUCACCGAUAACACCUACACCAAGCAAGAGGUGGUCAGAAUGGAGAGCGAAGUCCUCAACUGCCUCAAGUUCGAGUUGGGUAGUUCUACCAUCAAAACCUUCUUGAGGCGCUUUGCCAAGGCUGGUGAAGAAGAUGACAAAGUGAGUGUUUACUCCUCCCUCCUGAAUUGGAUUUUCCCAAAAUGGCUUUGUUGCUUAUGUUCGUCCCACUUCUUGCAGUACCCGCCUCUCCAAUUAGAGUUCUUGUGCUGUUAUCUUGCUGAACUAAGCUUGCUGGAUUACUGCUGCCUUCACUUCUUGCCAUCUGUGGUUGCUGCUGCUGCUGUAUUCGUUUCCAGAUACACCAUCGAUCCCAAAAGCCAACCUUGGAACAAGAAAUUGAAAGAGUGCAGUGGAUAUAAAUUGGUCGAUCUCAAGGAUUGCAUCCAAGCCCUGCUUGAUCUGCAGUUGAGGUUGAGGAAGAAAGCACCCAACUUGGUGGCUAUCAGAGAUAAGUACCAACAUCACAGGUUCAAAUGCGUAUCUGCAUUGGCUCCUCCUCCUGAGAUACCUGCAAUCUAUUUUGAUGAGCCCAGGGAGUUGUAGCACGCCAUUGUCGGUUCCUACUUCCUUGUUAUUGGUCGAGCUGCAACACUUGGAGCUCUACAAAUUUUGCUAAUGUAUUGAUUGUGGCCUUUCUGGAUUGUCACCAACAACUAAUCUUGAGAAGAGAUCACAUAACUGUAGCUUUGUUUUUUAAACUUUAAGAGAUGCUUUUGUAUGGAUAACAGAGGUCGCACUUGAUCUCAGCGUUUAACAGAUGAA